Penicillium griseofulvum is the source of this 2037-nucleotide messenger RNA. Its product is annotated as Major facilitator superfamily domain, general substrate transporter. Bases 1 to 2037 code for a protein of 678 amino acids. Gene Ontology annotation, molecular function: hydrolase activity, hydrolyzing O-glycosyl compounds; carbohydrate:proton symporter activity. NCBI's taxonomy places the organism in Eukaryota, Fungi, Ascomycota, Eurotiomycetes, Eurotiales, Aspergillaceae. The record is from RefSeq and is a predicted model, not a curated record. Gene Ontology annotation, cellular component: membrane. Gene Ontology annotation, biological process: transmembrane transport; carbohydrate transport; carbohydrate metabolic process. The transcript is spliced from 11 exons.
AUGGGGAAAAUCUACACAAUAGGUUUGGCAACAUUUGCUGCAACUGGCAGCUUUCUGUUCGGUUAUGAUUCUGGUAUUUUCAAGAAACUCACUACAAUCAAAUAUGAAACUGAUAUUAUAGGUGUCAUGACCGAUGUUAUCGCCUCGCAUCACUUCUUGAAAUUCUUCAAUACGACCAAAACAUCCACCAUUAUCGGGGCAAUCAACAGUACAUUCUCACGCGGAGCGGUCAUUGGUGCUCUUAUGGCGGGUCUGACUAUCGACCGAUUCGGACGUAGAAGGACAAUCCAGAUGGGUGCAUUACUGGCGACUAUUGGUGAUAUUCUCCAAUGUGCUGCUCAGAAUCUGGUCAUGAUCCUAGUUGGACGAAUCAUCGCUGGCUGGGCAGUGGGUGUGCUCAGACUUUCACAGCAAAUGAUUGGGGUUUGUUUCAUCGUUAGCACGUGGAUUGGAUAUGGUUCCCUUCAUGCCCCCGACACCAACUCCUUGCAAUGGCGAUUCCCCCUCGCGUUCCAGGCACUUCCUGCAUUCAUGUUGUUUGCAGGAAUGUUUUGGCUUCCUGAGUCUCCUCGCCAUCUCAUCGAAAAAGACCAUGACGAUAAAGCCUUGAGCAUCCUAAAGCGCUUGCACUAUGACGGCACGAAUAUGGAAUGGAUUCAAACCGAAUUCACCGAGAUUAGAACCACCAUAAACACUGAACGGGCUAUCACGGCUCCUGGGUGGACAAUCAUGUUUAAGGUACCGCAGUGGCGCACUCGGCUGUUGCAAGGAACUUUGGUGCAGGUUUUCUCCCAGAUGACCGGAAUCAACGUGGAGGAAGGUUUCACUGAAGAUCCAUAUCUCUCCGGAGAACUCUCAUACGCAACUGUUGUUGGCCUUGAAAGCCGGAAUGUUUCAGCAACUGUCAAGCACUUCAUCGGUUACAGUAACCCGGAACAGGGUCUGAACACUGGUCCGGUCCAUGGAGGUGAAAGGGAACUACGCACAACGUAUGAUGGAAUUCCUUCAGUCUCCGAUGCCUAUACCCUAACCGACAUCCUGCGCGGCGAGCUGGACUACAAGUACUGGGUCGUUAGCGACGCUGGGGCCACCGACCGAGUCUGCACAUACUUCAAACUGUGUCAAGGCAACCCUAUUGAUUCAGACGCAGUAACGUUGGAGGUCCUGCCCGCUGGCACCGACGUGGAAAUGGGAGGUGGAUCAUUCAACUUCAAACAAAUUCCCAGUCUCGUCGAGGACGGAAGAUUGGAUAUCAAGAUUGUGGAUCAAGCGGUGUCACGCCUCCUCCGCGCCAAGUUCGAAAUGGGCUGUUUGAGAACCCAUUCCCCGCUGUUCCGCAACAUCAACCGAGAAUCGAUCGUGCUCUUGGAGAACCACAACAACACUCUUCCACUCAAGAAGACGAGCAAGGUUGCUGUGAUAGGUCCCAUGGCUCAUGGAUUCGUAAAUUACGGAGACUACGUUAUAGGCGGAAGCCAGAGCCGCGGAGUGACGCCUCUUGAUGGAAUACGUGCUGCUGUUGGCGACUCGGCCAGUGUCACCUAUGCCCAAGGGUGUGAAAGGUGGAGCAGCGACCAGAGCGGCUUUCCACAAGCCAUCCAAGCAGCCAAGGAGGCGGACGUUGCUGUAGUUGCUGUGGGGACAUGGUCUAGGGACCAGGAUGAGCUCUGGGCUGGAGUGAAUGCUACGGAUCGGCACGCCGCAACCGUGGAUAAGACAAAUUCCACCAUCAAGGACACACUUACGGCGAGUGUGGAUGUCACCAAUACUAGCCCCGUGGAUGGAACAGAGGUUGUACAACUCUACAUUGUCGAUACCAUUGCCAGUGUCGACGUGCCUAAUCGCAGGCUUAAGGGGUUCAAGAAACUUCGCAUCAAAGCCGGUGAGACUGCUUCUAUCAAGCUUCCAGUCUCCAUUCAAGAAAUAGGACUAUGGAAUAGGAAGAUGAAGUAUGUUGUGGAGCCGGGCGAGUUUACCGUGCUGAUCGGAAAAAGCUCAACGGAUAUUAUUGGAAAUGCCACCUUUUAUGUGUCUUGA